CUCUCCGCUUGAGAACGGCACGGUUUGACGGCGGCCGGCAGCAUCUCUCCGUUUUCGUCUCUCCAAAAGAAACCCGCUCUCACUUUUUUUUCCCGCCCCUCGUCUCGCCUCCUGCUCGCCAUCGUCUCCGCUCGGGCUGCGCGAGGAAGAGCAGUGCGUUUGUGGCCCGUGUGUGGACUAAGAAAGCAUAACUGUUUCUGGCUACAGUGAAGAAAGAAAAGACUCCUCUGGAUUUCACACGGAUUUUAUUCCUUGGCGCUUGGUUUCCAAGGCUUUGCUGUCUUCUGUCAGGAUAUGUAAUGUGACCAGGAGUUUCAGGAACGGGAAAUUCGGAGGAGUUUUGUUCUUUCGUUCACCUGGUUGGAACAGCUUCACCAUCCUGUCCUCCUUACACUGGUGUGUCAGGCGCAGUCACACCCUGUUCGGGAUAUCUGACUGAGUAUGAAGACUUUCCCCUGAUUCUCCACUCCACUCUGGCGCUCGACCCUGAGAUGUGAGUUGCAGAAUGAGCCUCUUGAGAAGGAAUCAAGGGAGAAAAUGUUCCACUGACCUUCACGUCUGCAACCUCAAGCUCUUCAAUCAUUCAGACCACUGCUUGGGCUUAGAAAGGAUGAUGGUGCAUCCCCUGCCGAUCACCAGCACGACCGUGGACAAACAACACGCCUCGGCCUUCUGCGGUCGCUCCUGCACUUUAUGCAGGUUGUGAGCGGUGAUUAGGGCACUACAGAACAGACCUUCUCACACUGUCUGUGGGCUGGUGCCACUGCGGCAGCUGAAACAUGUCUGUGAUAACCCCGCCCCACGCCAUGCCUGAAGCCCCGCCCACCCUGCUCCUGCUUACCUCCUUACUGCUCGUCACCCACGCUGAGACACCACCAAAGUUUUUACGGACCCCCAAUGACCAGACGGGAGUGCAGGGGGGCGUGGCCUCCUUCAUCUGCCAGGCGUCGGGCGAGCCACGCCCCAAGAUCGUGUGGAAUAAGAAGGGGAAGAGAGUGAGCAACCAGCGCUUUGAGGUAGUGAUCGAGUUUGACGACGGCUCCGGCUCCGUCUUGAGGAUCCAGCCACUCAGAACCCCACGAGACGAAGCCAUUUACGAAUGCGUGGCCUCCAACAAUGUUGGCGAGAUUAGUGCCACCACACGCCUCACUGUUCUACGUGAGGACCAGCUGCCCCCUGGUUUCCCCACCAUAGACAUGGGCCCCCAGCUAAAGGUGGUGGAGAGGACGCGCACGGCCACUAUGCUGUGCGCCGCCAGCGGCAACCCCGACCCCGACAUCUCCUGGUUCAAGGACUUCCUGCCCGUCAACACCAGCAACAACAACGGGCGAAUCAAACAGCUCCGAUCAGAGUCUUUUGGUGGUACUCCAAUAAGAGGAGCCCUGCAGAUCGAGCAGAGCGAGGAGUCGGACCAGGGGAAGUAUGAGUGUGUUGCCACUAACAACGACGGAACACGUUACUCCGCGCCUGCCAACCUCUACGUCCGAGAGCUCCGAGAAGUGCGCCGUGUUCCCCCGCGUUUCUCCAUCCCGCCCACGGACAGCGAGAUCAUGCCGGGGGGCAGUGUGAACAUCACGUGCGUGGCGGUGGGCUCACCCAUGCCCUACGUCAAGUGGAUGCUGGGGGCAGAGGACCUGACCCCCGAGGAUGACAUGCCCAUCGGGCGCAACGUGCUGGAGCUCACUGACGUGCGCCAGUCGGCCAACUACACCUGCGUCGCAAUGUCGACGCUGGGCGUCAUAGAGGCUGUGGCACAGAUCACGGUGAAGGCUUUACCCAAAGCUCCAGGUGUUGUUAUGGUAACGGAACGCACAGCAACCAGCAUCACCCUUACGUGGGAUUCUGGGAACCCGGAACCGGUGUCCUAUUACAUCAUCCAGCACAAGCCCAAAUAUUCUGAGGAUUCCUACAAGGAGAUCGAUGGUGUGGCCACCACACGCUACAGCGUCGGCGGCCUGAGCCCGUACUCGGACUACGAGUUCCGUGUGGUCGCCGUGAACAACAUCGGCCGCGGCCCGGCGAGCGACGCCAUCGAGGCCAAAACGGCGGAGCAGGCGCCCAGCACGGCCCCUCGCCAAGUCAGGGGUCGCAUGCUCAGCGCCACAACAGCCAUAAUUCACUGGGAAGAGCCAGAAGAAGCCAACGGGCAGAUCAUGGGCUACAGGGUGUACUACACCCUGGACCCCACCCAGCACGUCAACCAAUGGGAGAAGCAGAUAGUCCGCAGUGCUAACUUCCUCACCAUUCAGGGUCUGACACCCAACAAGACUUACUACAUCAAAGUAUUGGCUUACACCUCUGUAGGGGACGGACCCCUCUCCUCGGACCUGCAGAUCAUAGCCAAGACCGGGGUCCCAUCCCAGCCGACAGACUUCAGGGCGGAGGCCAAGUCGGAGACGAGCGUCCUGCUGUCGUGGGUGUCACCUCCCCAGAGCGGCCAGGACAGCCAGAUCACUGGCUAUGAGCUGCUUUACAAGAGGAAGGACGAGAAGGAGGAGAACCGUGUGAGCUUUGAGCCCACAACCACCUACCUGCUGAAGGAACUGAGGCCCUUCACCGUGUACACCUUCCAGCUGGCAGCCCGGAGCAGGCACGGCAUCGGGGCCUACACCAAUGAGAUCUCCGCAGAGACACCCCAGACACAGCCUUCAGCCCCACCUCAGGAAAUCACAUGUUCAAGCCCCAGUUCCACCAACAUUCUGGUAAGUUGGAAACCGCCACCGGUGGAGCUCCAGAAUGGGAUCAUUACCAAAUACACAAUACAGUACGCUGCCACGGAAGGAGAGGACACCUCCAUACAGCAAAUCUCGGAAAUACCUCCAGAAAAUUCCCACUACCUCUUGGAAAACUUGGAAAAAUGGACGGAAUACAGAGUGACAGUCAUCGCCCAUACAGACGUUGGAGCAGGGCCUGAAAGCUUACCACAGCUCAUCCGUACAGAGGAGGAUGUGCCGAGUGGGCCCCCUCGCAAAGUCGAGGUGGAAGCCGUCAACUCCUCGUCCGUUAAAGUCGUGUGGCGCUCUCCAGUGCCCAACCGCCAGCAUGGGCAAAUCCGCGGCUACCAGGUGCACUAUGUCCGGAUGCUCAGCGGGGAACCCGUGGGCCAUCCCGUCAUCAAGGACAUCCUGAUCGACGACGCUCAGUGGGAGUAUGAUGACUCGACUGAAUAUGAAAUGGUCCUCACGGAUCUGCAGGCGGAGGCUACUUACUCCGUUACCGUGGCGGCCUACACCACAAAGGGCGAUGGAGCCCGCAGCAAACCCAAGCUGGUCACCACCACCGGGGCAGUGCCCGAAAAGCCCCGCCUCAUGGUCAGCCCCACCAACAUGGGCACAGCCCUGCUCCAGUGGCACCCACCGCCAAACACGCACGGCCUGCUCCAAGGCUACCGCCUCCGCUUUGGCCGCAAAGACGUCGAGCCCCUGACGGUCAUCGAGUUCCCCGAGCGUGAGAACCACUACACCACCAAAGAGAUCCACAAGGGGGCGUCCUACACGUUCCGUCUCUCGGCCCGCAACAGGGUGGGCUUCGGCGAGGAGACGGUCAAGGAGAUCAGCACCCCAGAGGACACGCCCUCCGGCUUCCCACAAGGCAUCGUGGCGGAAAGCGCCACCACCAACACCAUUCAGGUCAGCUGGCUUCCGGUGCUGCUGGCGGAGCAAAACGGCGCCAUUAUCAAAUACGCCCUCCAGUACAAAGACAUCAACAGUCCCAGGAGCCCCUCGGAACUUUUCAUCACCGCUCCCGAGUCCACCGUGGUCCUGGACGGCCUUAAGGCAGACACCACUUACGAUAUCAAAAUGUGUGCCUUUACCAGCAAGGGCCCCGGGCCCUACAGUCCAAGCAUCCAGUUCAGAACCCAACCACUGGAACAAGCAGUGUUUGCAAAAAAUUUUCACGUGAAAGCUGCCAUGAAGACCUCCGUGCUGUUGAUGUGGGAGAUUCCCGAGAACUACAACCCCGCACAGCCGUUCACCAUUCUGUACGAUAACGGGCAGAGCGUGGAGGUGGAUGGAAAGCUGACGCAGAAGCUGAUCACCAACCUGCAGCCCGAGACGCAGUACUCCUUCCUCUUGACCAACCGCGGUAACAGCGCCGGCGGCCUGCAGCAUCGCGUGUCCGCCAUGACCGCCCCGGACGUCCUGCGCACCAAGCCCUACUUGAUGGGCAAGACCAACUCCGACGGCAUGGUGACAGUGGAGCUGCCCCCAGUGCAGACCACGGAGAAAGUCAAGGGAUACUACAUCGUGGUGGUACCUCUGAAGAAACAGCGCACAGGAAAGUUUGUCAAACCCUGGGAUAGCCCGGACGAGAUGAACCUGGAGGAGCUCUUGAAGGAGAUUAACCGGACGGGUGGAGGGCUUCGUUUCCGCAGGCAGGCCGAGCCUCAGCCAUACAUCGCCGCCUUCUUUAAAGAGCUGCCCAGCGAGUUCACCCUGGGAGACAGCAAGAUGUACGGAGACUUCCAGAACAAGCACCUGCUCCAAGGCCAGGAGUACAUCUUCUUCAUCCUGGCCGUGCUGGAGAUCUCGGACAGCACCAUGUACGCUACGAGUCCGUACUCCGACCCCGUGGUGUCUGCUGACAUCGACCCCCAGCCCAUAAUCGAUGAAGAGGAAGGUCUCAUCUGGGUCGUGGGCCCUGUGCUUGCCGUAGUCUUCAUCAUAUGCAUCGUCAUCGCAAUCCUCCUGUACAAGAGCAAACCAGACAGGAAACGGGCGGAGGCGGAGGCCAGGAAAGGCAGCCUUCCCAACAGCAAGGAGAUUCCCUCCCACCAUCCCACCGAUCCCGUGGAGCUGCGCCGGCUCAACUUCCAGACUCCUGGUUCCAGUGCCUCCGGUUACCCCAGUAAUCCCCAUCUGUCAAGCAUGGCCACCCACCCCCCAAUCCCAAUCAUGGACCUGGCCGAUCACCUGGAGCGCCUGAAAGCCAACGACAACCUGAAGUUUUCGCAGGAGUAUGAGUCUGUUGAUCCAGGCCAACAGUUCACAUGGGAGCACUCGAACCUGGAGGUAAAUAAAGCAAAGAACCGCUACGCCAACGUCAUCGCCUACGACCACUCGAGGGUGCUGCUCUCGGCCAUCGACGGCAUUCCUGGGAGCGACUACAUCAAUGCCAACUACAUUGAUGGUUACAGGAAACAGAACGCCUACAUCGCCACACAGGGAGCGCUGCCGGAGACAUUCGGAGACUUCUGGAGGAUGGUGUGGGAGCAGCGCAGUGCCAACAUCGUCAUGAUGACCAAACUGGAGGAGCGCUCUCGGGUUAAGUGUGACCAGUACUGGCCAACCAGAGGAACGGAAACGUACGGGUUGAUCCAGGUCACACUGCUGGACACGGUGGAGCUUGCCACCUACUGCGUCCGGACGUUUGCACUUUAUAAAAAUGGCUCCAGUGAGAAGAAGGAGGUGCGACAAUUCCAGUUCACCGCCUGGCCUGACCACGGCGUGCCUGAGCACCCUACCCCAUUCCUGGCCUUCCUGAGGAGGGUGAAAGCCUGCAACCCCCCGGACGCUGGGCCCAUGGUGGUCCACUGCAGCGCCGGCGUGGGCCGGACAGGCUGCUUCAUCGUGAUUGACGCCAUGCUGGAGAGGAUCAAGCACGAGAAGACGGUGGACAUCUACGGUCACGUGACGCUGAUGCGCGCCCAGCGCAACUACAUGGUGCAGACAGAGGACCAGUACGUCUUCAUCCACGACGCCCUGCUGGAGGCCGUCACCUGCGGCAACACGGAGGUGCCCGCCCGCAACCUCUACGCCUACAUCCAGAAGCUCACGCAGCUGGAGGCAGGCGAGAACGUUACGGCGAUGGAACUGGAGUUCAAGCGUUUGGCCAACACAAAAGCCCACACCUCCCGCUUCAUCAGUGCCAACCUGCCCUGCAACAAGUUCAAGAACCGCCUGGUCAACAUCAUGCCCUACGAGAGCACCCGCGUGUGCUUGCAGCCCAUCCGCGGCGUGGAGGGCUCCGACUACAUCAACGCCAGCUUCAUCGAUGGCUACAGGCAACAGAAGGCGUACAUCGCCACACAGGGACCCCUGGCGGAGACCACCGAAGACUUCUGGAGGAUGCUGUGGGAACACAACUCCACCAUCGUGGUGAUGCUCACCAAACUCCGCGAGAUGGGCAGGGAAAAGUGCCAUCAGUACUGGCCAGCUGAGCGUUCUGCCCGCUACCAGUACUUCGUGGUGGACCCGAUGGCCGAAUACAACAUGCCUCAGUACAUCCUACGCGAGUUCAAAGUCACUGAUGCCAGGGACGGCCAGUCUCGGACGGUCCGGCAGUUCCAGUUCACCGACUGGCCCGAGCAGGGAGUGCCCAAGUCAGGGGAGGGCUUCAUCGACUUCAUCGGGCAGGUGCACAAAACGAAGGAGCAGUUUGGCCAGGACGGGCCCAUCUCAGUGCACUGCAGUGCGGGGGUGGGCAGGACCGGAGUCUUCAUCACCCUCAGUAUUGUUCUGGAGAGGAUGCGGUAUGAGGGCGUCGUGGACAUCUUCCAGACGGUGAAGAUGCUGAGAACACAGAGGCCUGCCAUGGUACAGACUGAGGAUCAGUAUCAGUUCUGCUAUCGCGCAGGGCUGGAGUAUCUUGGAAGCUUCGAUCACUAUGCAACGUAAGAGUCCUCUUCCCCCUGGGGUACAAGCAAGGCCCUUGGACAUCCAGAGGUCGUAUCUUCUGAGCCAUAAAUUCGUGCUUGUGAAAAGUACUUCUUAAACUCCUAGUCCAAGACUUGAUUCAUUUGUUGGGUGUGAAAAACAAAAGCGAAAAAUAAUGAUUUAAAAAACAAAAAAACAAAAACUAUUAAAAAACAAAACAUAUGAACAGUGAAAUACCAGGUGGACCAAGAAAAAAAAAAAACAACAACCCCCCACCCCCUCCCCGAAAUCUGAUCAGUCGUCACCCCCGACAAACGGAUGCGUAUGUUGGACUACUGAGGCAUCGUGCAGAGCUUGCUGUCCUAUCUCCUGCUUCAAGGAUUCGUCUCAGAUUCUUCAGCACCAAUAAGUCAAUUUAAAAAAAAAAGAGAGAGAGAAAACAAACAAUGAGAAAAACACGCACUGCAUCGAAUGAACGGAGACGCGAGACCCAGAAGAUGACUGCACGUCACACAGGGAGAUUUGCGCAACUGCGAGGAGGCACCUCAUCGACAAAGAAGGGCAUCGUGGCUACGAGAGAAUUCUAGGGAGGAAAAAAGAAGUAAACAGAUAUAAACACAAAUGGACAAAUAUAAUAGUAAUAAUAAUACCCCUAUCUCGUCACGAUGUUCGUCCUUCAGUCAGGGGUAUGGGAGGGAACUGUACAAACACCAGAUGAAUAAAAAAAACUUACUGAUUUA
This is a messenger RNA of Electrophorus electricus (electric eel), 7336 nucleotides long. The record is from RefSeq and is a predicted model, not a curated record. NCBI's taxonomy places the organism in Eukaryota, Metazoa, Chordata, Actinopteri, Gymnotiformes, Gymnotidae.